AUGGAGGACGCAUCUGCAUCGAAGUACAUCCCACACCAAAUCGGAGGGGUCCAAAACGAUGUGCUUCGGUUCGGACUCGAUGGAGUCAAGAGCGACAUUGUUGGUUCUCACCCUCUCCAAUCCUCUCUUCAAUCCACAAGGAGGAUGGAAGAAGCGAUGAAGAGGCAAUGUAAAGUUAACUUGUAUGGAACUGCUUUUCCACUGAAGGAGGAGCUUGACAGACAAAUAUUGUCUAGGUUCCAGCGGCCUCCUGCACAAAUUCCAUCUUCCAUGCUGGGUUUGGAGACUUUUACAGGAAGCAUUGAUCACUUCGGUUUUGAGGAUUGUCUGAAUGACCCCCGUGACUCAGAGACUUUCAGGCCAUCCGACAUGCAUCAUGGGAUGGAAGUUCGCCUUGGUCUAUCUAAGGGACCAGUGUACCCAAACAAAGAGAGAAUGGAGAGAAAGCCUCUCGUUGUGUGCUGCGUUGUUGCCUUCCUGGGACUGUUGGCGGCCGCAACUAGCUUCGGUGCAGAAGCCACCAGGAUAAAGAGUUCUCAAGUUCAUUCUGUUACUCUCAAUCAGUGCACGUAUCCUCGAAGUCCUGCCCUACCUCUUGGUUUAAUUGCAGCAAUGGCUCUUAUGCUAUCUCAAAUAACCGUAAAUGUUGCAACUGGGUGUGUUUGUUGCAGAAAAAAUUCUCAAAUCCCAGAUUCCAAUUGGAAGGUGGCACUGAUCUGCUUUGUUUUGUCCUGGUUCACAUUUGUAAUUGCUUUUCUCCUGUUGCUUACUGGUGCUGCACUGAAUGAUCAACGUGGUGAAGAGAGUGUGUACUUUGGCUAUUACUACUGCUAUGUUGUGAAACCUGGAGUGUUUGCAGGGGGAGCAAUUUUAUCCCUUGCAAGUGCUGCAUUUGGAAUUGUGUAUUACAUUUCCCUAACUCAGAAAAAGAAUGGUAUCCAAUACCCAUAUCCAAACCAAGGGGUCAUAGCCAUGGCACAGCCGCAGAUCCCAUCUCAGACUAGUGAAGAACCAGUAUUUGUGCAUGAAGACACAUACGUCAGACGACAGUUCACAUGA
This is a messenger RNA of Sphenostylis stenocarpa, 1059 nucleotides long. The record is from the annotation of a GenBank genome assembly. Lineage: Eukaryota; Viridiplantae; Streptophyta; Magnoliopsida; Fabales; Fabaceae.